Molecule: messenger RNA, 3663 nt
Organism: Fusarium redolens
Lineage: Eukaryota; Fungi; Ascomycota; Sordariomycetes; Hypocreales; Nectriaceae
Exons: 7
Coding region: 105-3590 (1161 amino acids)
Source: RefSeq, a predicted model, not a curated record
CCCGCAUCUCCUUUCAGCUGAACUUCUUCUCAAAGAGUUGCUUAUCUGACAACUUACAGCUUCUUAUUCUUAUUCUUGUACAACUGGACACAGCGGGAAUUAUCAUGACUACUACACAACGCGCCUUUGAAGCGGCGAUGCUUGAUUUUAAGGACAAGCUCAAAGACCAGAGCUUCUAUGACCAAAUUCUCCAAACGACUAGCAUCGAGCAAGUUUACGGCGAUAUCGAGAAGCUACAAGACAGGCAGGCGAAAUCCGGCCGUCUUCGCCACUUGUCUAAGAUCGAACCAUUUCUAGCUCGACUUCGGGAUUACAGUAGUGUCGUUGAGACGUUCGUGCAGGCCAAGCCCGAUAUCCUAGCGCUCAUAUGGGGCCCGAUCAAGCUUUUAUUACUCUGGGCGGACGUUUUGAAGCAAUCGUUUGAUGCUCUUGUGAAUACGCUGGAAGAGAUCGGGAACAUUCUCCCUGACUUUUGCGAACUGGCCGAAAUGUUCGCAGAUAACAAUCGCUUACAGGAACUGUUGGUGCUGUAUUUCCGCGAUAUACUCGAGUUCUAUCUGAUUACUACCACCUUCUUCAGUAUGCGCCGCCUCCGAGUUGUCUUUGAGAUGUUCUGGCCAAGCCGCAGAGAUCAGAUACAGGUCGUGGUAAAACACAUAGCAAGCCAUCGUGACCUCAUCAGAAGCGAAGUUCGUAUGGAAGAGAUACGAAGAGCGAACGAACUGCGAGACCGUGAACUACAACACUUCGUACAGACAGAGGAGAACAAUAUCGCUCAAGAAUAUGCUAGUCAUCGGGCACACAUUUCACCAAAGGGCUACGACGGCGACCUCUAUCGCUUCAGCGAAGCUGUUUGUAACGGUACCGGAAAAUGGCUCUUCCGAGAUCCAUCAUUCCAAAAUUGGCUUGCCGGUAAAGAGAAAGCAAAGCCAAUUCUAUGGCUGCGAGGUAUUCCAGGAGCCGGCAAGACACUACUCGCAAGCAGCGUGAUCAAACAUGCUCAGCAAUUGCAGGGUGCCCAUACUGUAUUCGCAUUUCUUACCUACCUUGACAGUAGCAUUUCCGCUCUUUCUAUCCUCCAUUCAUUGAUAUUCCAAUUAUCCUCCAAUUCUCUCACCCUUAAGACACUGUUAUGUCAGUCGGACCUGCAACAGUUGGGAAAUGAUUUCAAUGUUGCUGCAACUCUUUUCCAAACGCUCAUCCAGAGUGCAGGCGUUGUACGUCUCAUCAUUGACGGCCUAGAUGAGAUCGAUCCUACACAACGCUCGAGGCUGAUAAAGGAACUCGUGAGGCUGAGUGGCGAAUGUGAAGAGUGCCACAUUUUGUUAACGAGCCGUCAUGAAAGUGAUAUUUCGCGUGAUUUGGACGGAAAGGCCAUAAACAUACAGGUCGACCAAAAGAACGCCGGUAGUAUCCAGGUCUUCAUCAAUCAAACCAUGGGGGAGUGGUUCAAGGAUAGGGGAUUCGUUGAAGACAUUCGCGACCAACUCCAAGGUUGGGCUGCACCACUGGCAUCUCGAGCAAAAGGAAUGUUUCUUUAUGUAAAAGUUAUCUUUAGGAUAAUAUAUUACAUCAAUGAUAUCGGAGACAUUCAAAACCAACUCCAACAUCUCCCAAUAUCUUUGGAGGACGCAGUCUUGCAACAAAUCAACGCCUCUACAGACCCCCAAAGAAAGAAACUUGCUCUCUCGAUACUUGGCUGGGUCGGAUGUUCCCCAUCGCCCAUGGCAGUGAAAGAAAUCGAGCAGGCAUUGCUUGUUGACCCAGACCAUCUCUUCAAGCAACCUAGAGUUCAAGCGAAGGUCAAUGUUAUACAGGUCUGCGGCCCAAUCGUCGAUGUAGUCGAAGGUUAUGUGCAAUUCGUUCAUUUCACUGUCAGAGAAUACAUCUUCAGCCCCAAGAUCGAAAAUUACAUUCCCCUCUCUGAGAUGGCCCUUGACUUGGCUAUGCGCUGCGUCGUGUAUUUAUGUCAGGACCAUCACGACCCAGAUCUCACCGGGGAUGAAAUCGAUGCCAACAUACUUUGGGGAGCAUAUCGAUUGCACCACUUCUCAUCGAAAUUCUGGCUUGACCUAAUAAACCAGUAUCUAACCUUAUCUGGCUCGACAACCCUGCCUGUCACUCUCAUCGAACAGCUGAGGAUACUCCUCGAGACACGAUCCUCGGAGGGUCACAUCAAGAUUGAUCAAGGCGACAGUUGCUUACACCCAGUCAUUCUUGGCCUGGAGUCUCAAGAGCCUGCCUUGGUAGAGAUGCUAAAGAGUUGUACUGAGUUUCAGAAAUCAUCAUCCAAGUCAGACUUUCACCUCAAUAACCCGAACCAGUGGCUUCACACCAGUCCACUCUCCCUUCCCCAAGUUUCUAUUGCUCUCCAUGAGCGGCUCGACGAUCUUGUUGAACAGGGAUACUCCAGCCUGGAAUUAAUUUCUUACCACUAUGGACCGAAGUACUUAACAUGCGGGUUUUUGGGCUGCCAUUAUCGGCGUUACGGCUUUGAAACGAAGGCAAUCCGCCAAGCUCACGAAAAACAUCAUCAAAAGCCGUGGAACUGCAGUUACCCAGGCUGCCGCUAUGAAACCAGAGGGUUUAUCUCACGUAAGAUGAGAGAUCACCAUUUGAAAACCGGCCAUCCCCAUUCUGCAGAUCCUGAUUUGCCAGACCCGUCUUUCCCUGAGAAAUUCGAAGAUGAAGAAAUCCAACCUCUAAUGUUCGACUUGAUUGAAUCUAAUCAGGUUCAGAUUAUAACGUCAUUGACCCCUCGCUUGGACAGUUUGGAACGUUCGGUGCAGAGAGAGCUAUCAAACUACGCUGCGAGGAUGGGCUCUUCCUCAAUCCUGCAACUGUUUCACGACUGUGGGUUACUGACAAGGGCAUUUGUUAAGGGCAGUGACUUGGAGUGGGAUGCGUUUGGUGAUCUGGCCCAGAAUGCAGUGCGAAGUGAGAGUGUCAGCCUGUCCAAGGUUUUGCUCCGCUGGUGUGCUAUACUAGACUUACGGGUAAAAGCUAAGUUCAGAUUUCAACUAGCGACAAAGAAUAUCCUCUCAACCAUCAUCGCUGUGCAGUCCCAGGACCUCUUCGACUUAUGGAAACCGAGGCUUGGUAAUGGGUUCGGAAUCCCAGGUACGGCCGCAGACACUGCACAUGGGCUCGCGUUCCAGGGUGCUAUAGCCACCACUGAGAAUAUCCCAAACCGCGAACGCAUGCUGCUUGAGAUUUGGCAGGAAUUCAAGGUUCUGGAUACAAUAGCAGCGCGAGCACGGGAUAAGAUUCUUGCAAGUAUUGCCAGUUCAACCUGUUCUAUCAAUUUGACAAGGUAUGCACUGAACAAUGGCUGCAAAGUUGAUGCCCAGUCCAGCUACAACAGUUUAACCGCAUUGCAAAUCGCAGCGAGGAAUACUACGGAGCAAGCAGCAAAGCUCAUGGAGUUCCUGCUACUCCAAGGAGCAGACCCAGACAAGGGGACGGCAAAAAAGAGGAUCGGGGAAGAAAAAGGAGCACGGCAAAUUUCAAGAUGGUUGGGAGUGACAUGGGAACAGUUGGUUGAAAGAACUACAAAGAAACGUCACAGGAACGAGAAAGAUGAAAACUAGAAUGACAGUUCUUGUGAUACUCACGGCUUCAGUAAGAGAUUACUCAUGUCGCUGAAAUCUUCUUGUAGUAUAU